Molecule: messenger RNA, 3273 nt
Organism: Schistosoma margrebowiei
Lineage: Eukaryota; Metazoa; Platyhelminthes; Trematoda; Strigeidida; Schistosomatidae
Source: the annotation of a GenBank genome assembly
AUGGCUGCUGUCUUUUUCGUUUUACAUUCCUCUACGGCUAUCCAAAGUCAUCGAUUGGUUCACUUAAAGUCAGUCAGCUUGUUACAUCGCCUAUACACUACAAGGCCGGAGUCAUCUCAGCUUGGUGUCGCUUUUAAUACUUUGCGUAUUGGGGUCCCAAAGGAAUCUUUCAUAGAUGAAAAGCGCGUUUCAGUUACCCCCCAAACUGCCAACCUGUUUUCAAAAUGUGGCUUCAACGUUUUCGUUCAAACUGGUGCCGGCGUUAAUUCUAAUUUCUUAGAUUCGGAUUAUAUAAAGGCUGGGGCUAAAAUAAUCACAGACAGUGAAGAAAGUUUGUAUAAUCAAAGUGACAUUAUCUUGAAAAUACAACCACCUACGCUGGACUCACUCCCUAACCUAUCAGAUGAAGUCAGUAUGCUGAGACCUAACAGCACAUUAAUUAGUUUGAUUUACCCUGCCAAAAAUCAAUCGUUAAUUGACGCACUAAGUAAGAAAAAGGUGAAUUUAUUAGCUCUUGACUGUAUACCACGGAUAAGUCGGGCACAAUCAUUUGAUGUCUUGUCUUCAAUGGCUAACAUCUCCGGGUAUAAAGGUGUAAUUGAGGCUGCUGGAUUGUUCAAUCGAUUUUUCGCAGGUCAGAUUACAGCUGCUGGUAGGAUUCUACCUGCAAAAGUAUUAGUUAUUGGUGGCGGUGUAGCAGGUUUAUCAGCUGUUAGUACAGCAAAAAGUCUUGGUGCUAUUGUACGAGCUUUUGAUACACGUGAAGCAGUUCGUGAACAAGUUGAAUCAUUUGGUGCAGAAUUUUUAACUGUAAAUAUACAAGAGUCCGGGGAAGGAGGAGGUGGAUAUGCUAAAGAAAUGUCUCAAAAAUAUCUUGAAGCAGAAAUGGAAUUAUUCGCAAAACAAGCCAAAGAAGUAGACAUCAUUAUUACCAGUGCUUUAAUCCCAGGAAAACCAGCGCCAAAACUUAUAACUAAGGCUAUGGUAGAAUCAAUGCGUCCGGGGUCAGUUAUUGUCGACUUGGCUUCAGAGGCUGGAGGAAAUGUAGAAACAACAGUACCAGGCAAAUUAACAUAUCAUCAUAAUGUUGCUCAUAUUGGUUAUACUGAUCUACCCAGUCGAUUACCAGGUCAAGCAUCAACUUUAUUUUCAAAUAAUGUAGCAAACUACCUAUUAUCCAUGACUCCUCCUGGAUCGAAAGACCGAUUUUAUCUUAACUUAGAAGAUGAUGUAAUUCGUGAUAGCCUUAUAUUAUAUAAUGGAGAACUUAUGUGGCCUCCACCUGUACGUUCUCAACCGACAUCAGCAUCAAAACUAAUUAAUAGUAAACAAUUAAGUAAAGCUGGAAGCAGUAUAACAUUGCAAUCUGAAGAUUCCUCAUCUGUUUUUAAAAAUAAACUUCGUUCUGCUAUAUCGACGUCGGUUUGCUUAAGUGGUUUAGUUGGUCUGGGUCUAUAUUCACCUUCUCCAGCAUUUACCACUAUGUUAACAACAUUUGGCCUUUCGAGUAUUGUAGGUUAUCAUACAGUCUGGGGAGUAACUCCAGCACUUCAUUCUCCACUGAUGUCUGUUACUAAUGCUAUCUCCGGUAUUACAGCCGUUGGAGGUUUGCUUCUAAUGGGUGGUGGUUUCUAUCCAUCCAGUGUGCCUGAGAGUUUAGCAGCAUCAGCUACUCUUUUGUCAGCGAUCAAUAUUGGUGGCGGUUUUGUUGUUACUCAAAGAAUGUUGAAUAUGUUCAAACGUCCCACUGACUUACCAGAAUAUAAUUAUUUACUUACCAUUCCAGCUGCUGGAUCAUUAGGCGUUUAUGGAUAUGCUAUUUUAACUCUACCUCCAUCAUUAUUAACUGAUAUGCAUCAAACUACAUACUUAGCCUCUUCACUUUGUUGCAUUGGUGCAUUGACUGCUUUAUCUAGUCAAAAACGUUGUCGUGUUGGUAAUGCUUUGGGUAUGAUUGGUGUAACAAGUGGACUAAUAUCUACUCUAGGACUUAUACAGCCAAAUUUAGAAUUACUUACUCAAAUGGGAGCAUGUUUAACUGGUGGAUCAUUAAUAGGUUCCAUUGCUGCUAAACGUAUUCAAGUGACAGAUUUACCACAGAUGGUUGCUUUAUUUCAUAGUCUAGUCGGUGCCGCUGCUGUACUUACAUGUAUUGCAAACUAUAUGGUUGAAAUGCCUCAUUUAAUUUUGGAUCCGAAUUGCUAUGGUGCAUUACAACUUAUGAAAACGGUGGCAUAUUUAGGCACAUAUAUUGGAGGCAUUACAUUAACUGGAUCAUUGAUUGCUUUUGGUAAACUGCAAGGUAUUUUAAAAUCAACUCCACUGCUGUUACCGAUGCGGAAUACGUUGAAUGCUAGUUUAGUAACACUGUCUGGUGGAUGUCUUGUUGGUCUUCUUUCACUUGGUACUGAAUCUGUGCUACCUGGGCUUGGAUUACUUAUUGGGGGAGCUGGUGUUGCUGGCGGAAUUUCUGGUUUGACUUUAACAGCUGCUAUUGGAGGUGCAGAUAUGCCGGUUGUAAUAACUGUAUUAAAUAGUUAUUCCGGUUGGGCAUUAUGUGCUGAAGGUUUUAUGCUGAAUAAUAGUUUAAUGACUGUAGUUGGUGCAUUGAUUGGUUCAAGUGGUGCAAUUCUAUCCUAUAUUAUGUGUAAAGCAAUGAAUCGUUCAUUACCCAAUGUGAUAUUAGGAGGUUAUGGAACUUCUUCAUAUUCCGGUGGAAAAUCUAUGGCUAUUACAGGUGUUCAUCGUCAGACGAAUGUUUCAUCCGUUGCUAAUUAUUUAAAUGAUUUUAAUGAAAUUAUUAUUACACCUGGUUAUGGUUUAUGUGUUGCUAAAGCACAAUAUCCAUUGGCAGAAUUGACUAAAGAAUUAAUCAAACGCGGUAAACAUGUACGUUUUGCUAUACAUCCUGUUGCUGGAAGAAUGCCAGGACAACUAAAUGUUCUUCUAGCUGAAGCUGGUGUACCAUAUGAUAUUGUUCAUGAAAUGGAUGAAAUCAAUGCUGAUUUCUCAAAAACCGAUUUAGUACUAGUGAUUGGAGCGAAUGAUACUGUUAAUUCUGCAGCUGAAGAAGAUCCCAAUUCUAUAAUAGCUGGUAUGCCUGUACUACGUGUAUGGUUGGCUAAAAAGGUUGUUGUUGUCAAACGAACAUUAGGCGUUGGUUAUGCGGCAGUUGAUAAUCCUAUAUUCUUUAAAGAAAAUACUGAAAUGUUAUUAGGUGAUGCAAAAACUAUUUGUGAUGACUUAUUAAAUGCAUGUCAAAAUCCAUCAUGA